CCGUCCUUCCGGGUGUCUGCCGGUCCAAGGGCGCGAUGGGCGGGCGGGCGGCGGCGCUGGCGGCGGCGGCCUGGGCGGCGCUGCUCCCGUGCGCGGCCCUGGCGCUCUUCGCGGGCGGCUUCCUGCUGAUGCGGCUGGAGCUGAGCCAGCGCAGCGCCUGCCACCUCCCGCCGGGCGGCCCUCCCGCCACCGCCGCCUCGGCCUCCCCGCCCUGCUGGCUGCCCGGGCGCUUCCCGCGGGCGGCGCUGGUGCUGAUCGACGCGCUGCGCUUCGACUUCGCCGCCGCCACGGGCCCGGCCGUCCCCGGCUCCCCCAGGCCCUUCGAGGGGCGGCUGGUGGUCCCGCGGCGCCUGGCCCUGCGGCAGCCCCGCCACGGCCGCCUCUACCGCUUCCGCGCCGACCCGCCCAGCACCACCAUGCAGCGGCUGAAGGCGCUGACCACCGGCUCCCUGCCCACCUUCGUCGACGCCGGCAGCAACUUCGCCUCCUACGCCGUCCGGGAGGACAACCUGCUCUGGCAGCUGGCCAGCAACGGGAAAAAAGUGGUCUUCAUGGGAGACGACACCUGGGAGGGCCUCUUCCCCCAGGCCUUCCACCGCGCCCACUUCUUCCCUUCCUUCAACGUCAAGGACCUGCACACGGUGGACGACGGGAUCUUGCAGCAUUUGUACCAGACAGUGGACAGUGGCGAAUGGGAUCUCUUGAUUGCCCAUUUCUUGGGUGUGGAUCACUGUGGUCACAAACACGGGCCAGACCACCCCGAAAUGACCAAGAAGCUCUCCCAGAUGGAUGAGAUGCUCAGUUCACUGGUUGACCACCUGGGAAAUGACACCCUCCUCCUGGUGGCAGGGGACCACGGCAUGACCUCCACCGGCGACCACGGGGGAGACAGUGACGAGGAGCUCGAUGCGGCUCUCUUUGUGUACAGCAAGAGUCCUCUCUUCCAGGACCCUCCCCCUGAGGAGCCCCAGACGGUCCCACAGGUUAACCUGGUGCCCACCCUGGCGCUUCUGUUGGGGGUGCCGGUGCCCUACAGCAACAUUGGGGAAGUGAUGGCUGACCUCUUUGCAACCGAGGGAGACGCGGCCUCUUCGCUCCGUGCCCAGCUGGCAGCCUACGACAUCAAUGCCAGGCAGGUGGACCGCUUCCUGCACUCCUACGCAGAGGCCGCUCAGGACCUCCCGGCGGAGAAGCUGCGGCACCUUCAGCGUCUCUUCCGCUCCGCCGUGGAGGAGCACGAGCGCCUCUCGGCCCAGGAGGCCUCUCUGGCGCUGCUGCCGCAGAUGGAGGGGCUCCGGGCGCGCUUCCAGCAGUACCUGCGAGAGGCCCGGGCUGUGUGUGCCGAGUCCUGGGCCCGCUUCCAUCCCGGCUUCAUGGUGGCCGGCUGCGCCCUCUUGACCUCCUCCUGCCUGCUGUGCUACGUGGCCUCCCGGCUGGCCACUCGCCUGGACUUCUCCUACCGCCACUUCUUCCUCUACCCCUCGCUCUGGGGGAUGGCGGGGGUGGCCCUGCUGGGGCUGGCUCACCUCCUCCGGGGGGCCAGAGCUGACCUCCUCCUGCUGUCCGCCUGGGGGGCAGCCGCCUCCCAGCUGGGCUUCUUCUGGCACUGCUGGACCAGGCGCCCCCCAGCCCCGAAGGCGGCCGGCCUUUGCCCCCCCUUUGAGGGGUUCAGCCUGAAGCCCAGGCUCUGGGCGGGGCCGGGGCUGUCCCUGGGCAUCCUCUUCCUGCGUUGCGCUGCCAUGCUUUCGGACAGCUUUGUGGUGGCAGAGGGCCAGGUGGUGCCCUUCCUGCUCACCUCCCUGGUGCUGCUGCAGGCGCUGAAGCUGCAGUGGAAGGGCAGGCUGGACGGCUCCCUGCACUGUUGGCAGCUGCUGGCCACCCUGGGCGUGGUGGUGGUGUGCGCGCGACUGUCGGGGCUUUUCCGGAAGUGCCGCGAGGAGACCCCGGCUUGCCAGACGGCCUCCAUCCUGGGCGCCCUCUCCAGCCUGCAGGAACCCAGGGCCAAGAACCUCUACUACGGCCUCUGCCUGGGGGUGCUGGCCAGUCUGGUGUGGGGCACCCGCUGCUGGCUGCGCCAUUACGGCAACCUGAACAGCCCCUGCGCCCUGGUGCUUUUUGUGCGGUGGGGGUUCCCGCUGCUGGCCUUGGCCCUGGCCGGUUACUGGGCCAUCACCUCUGGCGCCGAGGAGACGCUGGUCAAGCGCCACGCCUGGGCCCAGCUGGCUCUGGAGGCCUUCCCCCGCGGGAUCUACCUCUUGGGGGUGGCCGGCCUCCUCCUGGUUUUGUGGAACCCCGUGACCGUCUUUCUGGAGGGCGGCCAAGAGCCCCCCCUCGUGUCCUCCAGCUCCGAGUCCCUGAUCCCCCAGCUGUACCGCCGGAUGCAGGAGUCCCUGAAGAGCCGGCUGGAGGAAAGCCCGGGCGGCUGCAGGGCCACGGUGGCGGCCUACGGGCUGGGCAGCGUCUAUUCGGCCGCCUUGCUCAUUUCCCUGGCCCUGCUGGCCUUCCUGCUGAUGACUCUGCACACGGAGCGGCUCAGCCUGGCCUUCCUCCUGCUCUUCGUGGAGGCCUUCGCCCUGCUGUGGAUGAAUGCCUGCGCCCGGGCCCUCUCCUCCUCCUCCUCCUCCUCCACACACUCGGACCCUUUCGAGGUGCCGUGGGACGCCCUGGUUGCUUGGGCUCUCGCCGCCGCCCAGUUUUUCUACGCCACCGGCCACCAGCCCGUCUUCCCAGCCAUCCACUGGAACGCGGCCUUCGUGGGCUUUCCGCAGGGACACAGCACCAACCUGCUGCCCGCCCUCCUCGUUGGUGCCAACACCUUCGCCUCCCAGAUUCUCCUGGCAGCCGGCUGCCCGCUGCUUCUGCUGUGGCCCUUUGUCUGUGAGGCCGGCACCUCCGUGGCCAGGAGGCCCAAGACGCGGCUCCAGGAGAGGCCGGAGGAGCAGAUGAUGGAGAUGAGGCUGCGGGAGGCCCCAGAGCGGUUCUCAGCAGCGCUGCUGCAGCUGGGCCUCCGGUACCUGCUUAUUUUGGGGCUCCAGCUUCUGGCUUCUGUUCUGGCAGCCAUGAUCCUCAGGAGGCAUCUGAUGGUGUGGAAGGUCUUUGCCCCAAAGUUCCUCUUCGAAGCAGUGGGCUUUGUGGUGAGCUGCGUCUUCCUCCUGCUGGGCCUGGGCCUGGUGAUGCGGGUGGAUUGUGCGGUCAGCAAGUGGUUCAAGCAGGUCAUCCUUGCACAUCCCAGAUAGCGCAGCAGCGCAAGGCAGCCCAUCGAGGUUCCUCACGAUGAAGAGGGGUCCCCGGUCCACCCCCCAGAGAUGCCCUCUGCUUCCUCCCCCUGCCAAGGGCAGAAAGGGGGCAGCCUUUGAAGGGCAAGGAGCUGCGACGGAACGGCCCAGCCUUGCCAAGAGCGGGAAGAAGUUCCGGAUGAAACCAAAGAGAACUUCAGGUGCUCGUUUGCUGGGUGCCUGGGGUACACGGACACCUUGUGGGGAAUGACUUCCUCUCCUUGAAAUCCCGGAGGACCCGGCAGCUUCCUCUCGAAGAGGCUCUGCAGCAGAGCGCCUUGGCAGCCCUGGGCAAUUCCUCCGAGGGCCAGAUGGCAUGGGACUGUGUUCUGGGGAGGGAAGCCGUGGGCAAGGUGCCCUCGGCUGCUGCUCUGCCUGGCUCAGGGGCUCCGAGGGAGAAGGCCAGGCUUGAAGGCUGAAUGGCCAGGUACCCGGAGGUCCUUGCUGCCAUCCCCUUGGGGUGCUAGAUUCUGGGUUCCAGGUUCUGGGUGUGGCUUUUUGAAAUAAAAAUACGGAUUUUCAGA
Molecule: messenger RNA, 3799 nt
Organism: Thamnophis elegans (Western terrestrial garter snake)
Lineage: Eukaryota; Metazoa; Chordata; Lepidosauria; Squamata; Natricidae
Product: GPI ethanolamine phosphate transferase 3-like
Exons: 10
Coding region: 36-3236 (1066 amino acids)
Biological process (GO): GPI anchor biosynthetic process
Cellular component (GO): endoplasmic reticulum membrane
Molecular function (GO): mannose-ethanolamine phosphotransferase activity
Source: RefSeq, a predicted model, not a curated record